This is a messenger RNA of Megalobrama amblycephala (Wuchang bream), 2739 nucleotides long. RefSeq names its product SH3-binding domain protein 5-like, a (gene sh3bp5la). Gene Ontology annotation, molecular function: protein kinase inhibitor activity. The record is from RefSeq and is a predicted model, not a curated record. Gene Ontology annotation, cellular component: cytoplasm. Gene Ontology annotation, biological process: intracellular signal transduction; negative regulation of protein tyrosine kinase activity. Lineage: Eukaryota; Metazoa; Chordata; Actinopteri; Cypriniformes; Xenocyprididae. The transcript is spliced from 6 exons. Bases 365 to 1687 code for a protein of 440 amino acids.
CCCAGAGAGUCCUAAAAGGCUUGGUUUCGUGUUUUCUAUUUACCUCACUUGUGUAUCUCAUUUCGAAUUAUUGAAUGGCGGAAGGAGUACGAUGUUAGCCAUGGGGUAAAUCUGUGGCAAAUUAAUGGACUUUAGGCGAAUUUUGGUCAUGUAAUCUCCAUAUUACCUUUCAUGAAACUUAAACUCGUCAAUCCGGUUUAUUUAUUUGAUGAUAGUCAUUCGCAGUAGCGAGCAAGCUAAACUUGAAUAGAAAUGAAGGAAGGCAAAGCCAUUUAAACUAAGGGACGCUAUCUUUCUUUUUUGCUUUCGAUCUGAUAGUUUUAAUCGGCAACAUUUGAUCUUGGAUAUCUGAAGAGGCCUGCAAAUGGAUCCAGCGGCUUUGCGUGAAAGUCCUGCGGGUUCAGGAUCCACUUCAGUGGAGGAGCGAGAAGGAAAUCAGACGGAGGAGGAGGAGGAGGAGGAGGAGGUGGCUGAGGACGGCAGAGAAGCUGAUGGGGAAUCCGAGGAAACAGAGAUGGAGAGUAAAGACUGCGAGAGAUCUGAAUGUCACGAUGAAAACUCACUGAAUGGAAAACUGACAGAGGAGGAACUAGAUCCCAGAAUCCAGGAGGAACUGGAGCGUCUGAAUGAGGCCAGUGAGGAAAUCAACAAGAUGGAACUGGAACUCCAAGAGUUUCGGUCCAGCCACAGGAGGAUAAUGAAUGAAUCUGUGCUUAAACUCAAGGCGAAAAGUUCAGAACUGGGGUCCUGCAUCGAGAAGGCCAGGCCUUACUAUGAGGCGCGCAGGAAAGCAAAGGAGGCCCAGCAGGAGACCCAGAAAGCCGCGCUCUGCUUUGAGAGAGCGGUGUCCAUGCACUCGGCUGCUCGAGAGAUGGUCCAUGUGGCUGAACAGGGCCUCACUGCAGUCAAGACGCUGGAUCCAACCUGGCAAGAGAUGUUGAAUCAUGCUACCUCAAAGGUGAACGAGGCGGAGGAGGAGCGCAUGAAGAGUGAACGCGAGCACAUGCGUGUCACCCAGCUGUGUCAGGAGGCCGAAGCCCGCGUGCAGGAGCUGCAGAAGUCACUGAAGAGAUCCAUCGUGAAGUCCAAGUCUUACUUCGAGCUUAAGGCGCAGUUCAAUGACAUUCUAGAGGAGCACAAGUCAAAAAUUUUAGCGUUAGAGGAGCAUAUCUCCAAAGCCAAGUUAAACUACUCCAGCACCUUGCGCCAACUGGAGCAAAUCAGCGAGGAGAUCCAUGCCCAGAGGGAGAAGGAGCAACCAAAGAACGGACCAAUCAAAACAUGUGGUGGACGGAGCUCUCCUGUUGGAGCAGAGACAGUCAGCAACACGGGUACCGAAGGCGGAGCCUGCGGAGGCUACCCGAGACCAAGCGAUUGGGUGGAUGGGAAAGAAGGCGUGACUAAUACCAGAGAGUGGGUGGAGACGCAUCAAAACUCCAGGUGGGUGGACAUGGGAAGAGCUGAGGUGACGAGAUCUGGUUCAGACUCUCUUUCCGUCGUCAGCUUCCGGACCAUCGUCUCCGAUCUUGAAAAGUGCGACUCUGUCGAACACCUCGGUCAUCUCAGCAGUGACGUCAGUCUCUCAGGGGAGGAGGGGGAGAGAGACAAGGAUGAUAAAAACUGUCAAAAAAAUCUUGACAUUUCAGAGGAGUUUCUCAAACAACACAUGAGAAGUGUCAGUUUAUAAAGCGCAUCCAUGAAUAAUGUUCAUUUUUAUGUUUUCCUUACAUGAGGAGCUUGUUUCUUGACUGACAGGGCAACUUUUUAUCAUUAUUUAUUGUUGAGCAUUUUUAUCAGUACUUGUAAAGAAGAAAGACAAAAAAGAAUAAUAAUAAUUAUUAUUAUUAUUUUGAAUUAUUUUUUUACCCAACCCUUACAUGAGAAGUUUGUCGUCCUGUUUGAGUAUCUCAAAUAAAGUGGUAAAAGACUGACAAUAUUUGCAAGGCUAGUAACCCUGCAUAAAAUACAACAAUAUUUUUUUUUUCAUCCUAAUAAGCACCUAAUAUUUUUCUAUGCAAAUGUAUAAAACCGUGUCUUAUACGCACGCUCGUAUUAUUAUAGUCUCUAUAGCUGACAUAAUGAUAAAAUGAGGCUUGUCGGAUUUUACUGACUGCUGAUUAACUUUAGUUCACUUACUGACAUAAUCACUCUUUGAAGGUAAAAUGGCAUUAGCUAAUGCUAAGCUCUAAAAUGUCACAGAUUUUUUUUCUCAAGUUAUUUUAAAAUUGAUUUUCUUUUUAUUUUAAUGUAUUAGUCCCAUGCUGACUUUGAAAUGGUGGUUUACAAAAAGCGCUUUACUGUAGACUGCAAUAUAUUUCAAAUCAAAUCCUAGAGUUCUUAACGCUUGCAUGAGGUUUGCUUUAUGUCUUGUUUGCAUUAGUGCACUCCGGUCUUUUCAUCAGAAGAAACAUUGAUUCGACAGAAGUACAGGUUUUGUGCAGUUGGAGAAAUGAAGUGAUUUUUAUUCUUCAGUGCAGGGUUUGUAAAACACCUGCUGCUGAACAUUUGAUGUUUUGCUGUUUAAGACAAUCACUUUUCUAUAUUUCAGAAUUUAUUUUCAUUUAAAGAAUUUCAGGUGUUUUUCAUUCAGUGUGCUUUAUACAUCUUGGCUAACUCUCAGUGUGAGCAUUGGAUGUUAUGUUGAUAUUAUUGUCUUUAACUAGUGUUCUGUGUGAAGAUGUGCACAGUGGUGACAUUUGUGGCGUUUGAUGGAACAAUAAAUGUAUAUUUAUGAAUUCA